Molecule: messenger RNA, 1761 nt
Organism: Peniophora sp. CBMAI 1063
Lineage: Eukaryota; Fungi; Basidiomycota; Agaricomycetes; Russulales; Peniophoraceae
Source: the annotation of a GenBank genome assembly
AUGAGCGCUCUUCUUGACAAGUAUACUGCCCUCUCGGGAAAGAGUUCAAGGGACGAUGUAUUCAAAGCUUUGAAGGGGAUCGAAGAUGCGUCGCCGCUGCAGGUGAAGGACGGCGAGCGUAUACGGCUCGUCAACGCGCUGCUUGAUGACCUGAACAAGCUCAAGAAGGGCAAAGAUACCAGCAGACUGGAUAUCUCCGAUGCCGCGCAGGCGUUGGGCGCACUCAAGUCGUUGGGAAAGCACCCGAGUGGUGCCCGCAUCCUCGCACAGAAAGAUAAUCUCUCUUUCUUGCUCGCACUUUCGGAGACAUACUACAAGGAGAAUCUGGAUGCUGCGCUUGAGUCCCUGCGCUGUAUUGCAAACUCGAUGCUGCUUGUGGAAGAGGCCCGGCGGACGCUUAUCGGCGAGGAUAUCAAGGGUGGAGACAUUGCACUGCGCUUACUUGAGAAAUCAAAUUCCCCCGAUACGAUCUUCUUGAGCAGUCGUAUACUGUUCCUCGCCACAGCAUCUUCCGCCCACGGCGGCCCGCUCGUCAUCCAGUUUGUCGACGAGAAGGGUGCUCUGGAAAUUAUCGCGACCCGCAUCGACUCGCUUCUCGUAAGCAUCCUCGCCGGAACGAAGAUGGCCCGCGAGGCCUUGACCGACUUGCUCAAGUUCUCGUAUAACCUCCUCGCUCACUAUCCCAAGAUCGGUGAUAGCGAGCUGGUUCAAGACUUCGGAUGCGGCGAUGAGCAGCGCUGGUCCGCAAAACUCGACGUUCUCCUUCCUCCAGCUCUGCGGGCAUUCAACGCACUCCCGCCAACGCCCAAUACGCCCCUCGCAGCUCCGCUGACGCAUGUCAUCCAUGCCCUGAUCGAAAUACCUGUUACACCCAAGAAUCGUUCGACCUGGCUGCCUACCGCAACGCCCGAACGCCGCUCCGGCUCGUCCAGCUCCCGUCCCUCGCCAACGCAGACUCCCGCUGACCUUUCUGGUACAGCGCCGAGUAGUCCAAAAGAAGGCAAAACUGGAGCUCUCGAUAGAGCCAUGAGCAUGCUCCACGCCGGCCGCCGCUCGUUCUCGUCCCGACCGUCCUCGCCCAACCCCGCCAUGCCACGGCCAUGCCCGACAGAUACCGCAAUGCACGCCGCGGAUCUUCUCGACAGCGCUCUGGCACACUACAUACCCGGUGCAGUCGAACCGGACGACCCCUCUGUGCGAUCUCGCAUCCAGAAUGAAGCGAAGGCGACGCUCGAUGAACACUUAUGUCCGCUGGUCGUGUUACUAGCCAAAUUUGCGCGCGCCGAUGAUGCCUGCCGCGCAAAACUGAAGGAGUGGGUCGUGCCGGCCAAUCUUGACCGGACGAUACCACUAGCGGAGAGAGAGGAUACGCUAGGAAGGUUGCUAAGGUGUCUGCCGAGCGUGUAUCAUCCUCGGUUGAAAGCUUGUGUGGGCGAAUUCUUGUUCGCCUGCUGCAACCAGGAUUCCAUGCAAAUGAUCUCGGCAUUCGGCUAUGGCUCGGUCGCCGGCUUCCUCUUCAACAAGGGCAUCGUCACUGGUCCACCAUCAGGCGUAGAAGAAGUUCACCCCAAUGCGACCAUCAACCCCAUCACGGGUGCCAUUCAGCAACCACAACAGGAUGCGGACGAGAUGACGGAGGAAGAGAAAGAAGCUGAAGCUGAGAGGCUGUUCGUACUCUUCGACCGCUUGGAAAGGACCGGCGCGAUACCACCCAGCGCAAAUCCUGUCCGACAGGCAAUGCGUCGCGCAGCGGAGAGCUAG